CUACCAGUGUGCACACUCCACUCUGUCUGUGCCUGCAUUUUUUUCCCCCCAUCUCAUUCGUUCUCUGUCUCUCAACGGCGGCAGCUCAGGGAGGCAGCUGUAUGUGCGUCUGCAUAACAAUUGCCACAGGUAAAGACAGCUGCAUCGUCGGAUGUUGCCAACCCCACAGGGGGUUAGGGAGCCUUUGCUACUGCGGUUGCAAGUUCUCAUCCCAGCGCAGAGCGCACAUUUCUAAUCAUCUCCAAGAAAGCAUCCUGGAGGGAAGGACAAGCAGAGGAUCCCAGCAACCAGACCAACAAAUCACAAGCUGACUCGAAAGAGCACUGGCUUUCGGGGACUGAGAGAAAGAACACCAUUCAGAGAGAGAGAGAGAAGAGAGAAUCAGUGGGAUAUUUUUAAACAUUGUAGCCUUCUUUUUGUGCUUUUGCUCUCAUCUCUUGCUUUCUGCUCUUUCUGUUUCAAUUAUUCUCAUCCACUCCUUGCCUCCCGUCCUCUUGCUCUCUCUUUUUACCUCUCUGUGGCGGAAUGUUCCCUGCAAAUAGAUGAGAAGAGGCUUUGUGAGCGCUUGCUGCAGUAUUAACGGGCAGUAUACUGAGACAGCACGGCGCUAAGCGGACAGCUUGGGGAAAUCUGAUCCACAGCCGGCUGGAGAAGGAGCAGGAUCACGCGUCGCAGUUGCAGAUUUAUCCGCCCUGUGAUACCACUGCGCGACAACACCCCUCAUUCUUUUUUCCCCCCUCCCUCUCCCUCUCUCUGUCCUUAUCUGAAGUGUUGCUUUUUGACUGGAUCAGGGAUAUUAAUUGGAUUCUAUUGCUUUAUUUUCAGCCUCACUGGAAUUUAGAGCACGCAUAAAGGAAGCAAAGUCGGUUUGGAUCAAAAGAGUGAAAAAUUAAAAAAAAAAACCUUCAAGAAAUAAAAAAAGAGAGGCUGAUUGAAAAGCAACGAGUGAGACGAAGAUAGCGGAUAAUCCAAGGAGGGCGUUCGACAGACGAUAAACGAUAGAUCUCGCUCUCUUUCAGUUAUGAAAGACACAGAUUUUGGGAGCUGAGGGACGCUGACUCGGCUAAAGCUGUUGGAACUGCAUUGGAAAACGUCUUUUUCAUUUUUUUGGUCCUGCACAGGGUGGGGAGGCAACCAGACCCACCCUGCAAGUUUCACUCCCCUGAUUAGAUAACACUGUCCCAUACUGGAUUGUGCUUGGAGGGGACAUAUAUGCAUGUUAAGUAGAAAGAGCUGUGGAUUUUUGCUGCAGUGACAUCUGAACACUGAUGCCAUAGAUUCCUCACAUGCACAGAUGUAAAGCUGUUCCUUCCCACCCACCUCUCCUUCCUGUCCGUCUCUUUCCCUGUUAGAGGCAUCACUUCUUCCUCCUCUCCUCUGGCUUACCCUGCUGUGAACAUUCUUGAAGUUCACCGUUACUUCAGUUGGACAUCGGGAGUUGGGCAGGACUAAACACGGACUAAUCGGACGAUUAUCCGUCUACGCCAGCUCUCCCAUUUCUUACUGGGUGUCUCUGAGUGUGAGUGUGUGUGCUUGUGUGUUUGUGAUUGCUUGUCUGCAUGUUUCUUCCGCACCCAUCCCCUUCUCUCUAUCCUUGGAUUACAUAUUUGUGUACGUGUUUUUGAACAUUCAAUCCCCGUGAGGUCCUUAUAUAUCCAUUUGUUCACGUUUCCCUUUGUGCAUCCUCGUUGUCUAGCAUUGUUGGGAACCUUUCUGCCAUGUGCUACCGAUGCUUAUCGCAGGGUUAACCCUCAAUGAGCCAUAAAGGACGGCAGGGAAGGAUGAGCGAGUGUUCCGGGGCAGCUGUUUCCGGGGCGGUGAUCCUGGAGGAACCUGAGGCCUCAGGGGCUUCAGGGGGCCGUGCCGAGGGCCAGGCCCAGGAUCAGGGUCCCCUUCGCUGUGCAGUUUGGCCCCGCCAGCAGACAUGGCUGUGUGUGGUCCCUUUACUUAUCGGUUUCAUUGGCCUUGGAUUGAGCCUGAUGCUACUGAAGUGGAUUGUGGUUGGCACAGUGCGGGAUUACGUGCCAACAGACCUGGUGGAUGCUAACCGGAUAGGCCAGGAUCCUAUCUUUCUCUCCAAGCCAAGUGGGAUUCCCAAAAGUCCCGAUACUACCACCACCACAACUACUCCUACAGUGGAAGGUGGGAACCCCACACCUAGAACUGUAACUAUUGGGAAAGGUAGAACUCGAUCCACUGCUACCACCACCACUAUUAACCCCAGAGGGGGCGGAGCCUCGGGUAGCCAAGUUACCCCUCGGAAUCCUGUAAAUCGUAAUGGACGUGGACCUUCGGGUUUUACUACAACUACGGCAGGACCACGGACGACCUUCAUUAUUGGAGCAGCAACAUCUAGCCCUUCGCCGUCCAAUCCAACUGUACUCCAUGACUCUACGCAGAUGUGGACCCUGGAGCAUACUACUACUGAGACGGUCUCCACCACGCUCACCACACGUACACACGGCCACCGCAAAACACCAUCUCCAACUGUCCCUCCGCUGCACUCGGAGCAUUUCAAGCAGUGUCACGAGAAGGACCUGGCCUACUGCCUGAACGGCGGCGAAUGCUUCGUCAUCGAGACGCUCAGUGGGCCUCACAAGCACUGCAAGUGUCGAGAAGGCUACCAGGGGAUCCGCUGUGACCAGUUUCUGCCCAAGACAGACUCCAUCCUGUCUGACCCAAAUCACUUGGGCAUCGAGUUUAUGGAGAGCAAAGAGGUGUACAAGAGACAGGUGCUGUCAAUCACAUCUAUCGCCAUGGCGAUCAGCCUCCUGGGAACCCUGUGCAUGGCUCUCUACUGCCGCAACAAGAGGCGCAGAGAGAAGCUCCAGGCCCACCUGAAGGAGAGCCGUAGUCUGAAAAACUACACUGCCAAUUCCCACAAUGCCCUGGAAGCCAAGAUGAGAGCUCCUAACACCAACCUGCAGAUGCACGAGUACUGCAAACGGUCCUCCCAGUCUCGCCAGGGAAACGUUUGUGAGUCAACUUUUGCACACUGCAACAUCUCCACUACAACAUCCAACAGCUCCCGAGGCACAGCGAAACAUCACAGAAGUGGUUCCUUGUCUCACAGCCCGGAUCAGAGGACCCGAGCCACCCAUUGGUCAGCUCCACGCAGGACCCCGCCCAUAACCAGGGGAAGGCUCAACCCAAUUGGAGGAUCCAAGUAUUCAGGCCCCGCCUACCAACACCUUCAGGAAGUCGACUCAUGUGAGAGAGAGAGUGAAGCACAGAGAGGUUGCCAAAUGCAGGUGGAGAACCAAUGUGACGACCCGAGACGGGACACUUUCCUUCAUAUGCAAACUCCUGUUUCCAGGGCGACGGCGGCGGCGGCGGCGGCGUCGCCUUGGAGCGUGCGUUCAGGCCUGUGCGCCCCAUCUGAACACAACGAUCUGAAUGCCGCGACCCGCAGCCUGCGCCGGCCCGGGCGCCGUCACAGCCACUCCCCGCCUCCUCCCUUCCGCUCCUGCUCCAUCCCCAUCAUCCCCUCCGUCCAGUGCCAUCACGACAGCGAGGUGUCUUGUAUGCAAACCAGCGUCACGCCGGCGACCACGUCGAUGUCAGUCACCUGUGGAGUCACCGUGCCCUGCAAGGACGUGAGGAGAGAGAAGGCGGCACACGCCACGUUGGCUUCUUCUUCUUGCUCGUCCGCCGUCGGCCAGCAGCAGGACGAGGUGGCGCUGCUGCUGGAGGAGGCGCAGGAGCAGCUCAGGGCGCUGGCGUUGGCUUACAGGAGGCAGGAUGAAGGCGGGAUCAUCAUCGGCGGCGGGUCGACAGCUGCACCGGUGGAGGCCAGAGAAACUGUUUGCUUCCUGAACCUUAACGGUGGAAGUUGUGGGGCGCUGAGCUGUAACGGACCCACGCAGACCCAGCUGCUCAGCCCCAGCCUAUCACACAGAGACCUGGGCCAGAGCAGCCAAUGAGAGGACUCCAUUUAGGACUUUCGGUUUGACAGUGUCUGACAGACUAUGGUGUUCUGCAUCUGUGGGACGUGGAACGGAAAUGCCGAAUUUGAAAAAAAAAAAAAAAAAAAAAAGUAAUAUCAUGGAAAUUCUGAAAAUGUGCUGAUGAUAUGCAUACUGUAUGGAUACAAACAUACAAACACUUCUCGAGUGGCCGCCUUUACACCGACUGACAGUAUGGAAAAAGAGAAAAAAAAAUAUUUACAUGCAUUUAUUUACAAAAACAAGAGAAACACUUCUACUUAGGCAAAAAGAAACCAAAUAGUCUGUCAACUCCAUGGUGUUUUUAAUUGUAAAAAGAAUAUAUAAAUAUAUAUAUAAAUAUAUAUGGAUAUAAAUAUAUGGAAUUCAAAAAGUGACCAAGUACAAAGUUGAAGAACACAGGAAUGAUGUAACUAUUUUCCUUUCUUUUUUUUUCUUCUCCCUGUUUUGUAUUAACUGUCACAUUUUGCGUUUUGGCUCAAUUCUAACAACAGAACUUUAUUAACGUCCCGCCGCACGUCCACGAGCCGUGAGUUGGAUUCUGCGAACCUGCACAGAAUCAAAAAUGUCCCACGAGGAAGGAGCCUUCAUACAAUCCCCCCGCCCCCUCUGGCCUUUUGAAAACCUGUCUACCCAGCCAAGAAUUACACUACAGCCCUCUGUGGUUCCCAACAACACUUUGAGGAUUUACGACAAAAAACAAAAACUCCCGGCUGUGCGUGUGUGUGUGUGCUGCGAAGGAAGAGAAGAAGAAAAAAAACAGGAAACAACUUCUUCUCCAACUGGUCGGAUGUGGGAGGGCAGAUUGUUAGAGACAGCCCAGAUGCUGACUCCCCUUUGGCCAAACCAAUCUAGAUUAUUUUUCUUUUUGUUACAAAUGAUAUUUUCACACACACAUAUGCACACACACACUCACCUGUGCAUUAUUUUUUUGUUGGUUGGAUGAGCGGAUGAAUGGACAGAAGGACAAAGGAAGGACCGAGGGCUACGGGGCACCACAGGAGCUAAUCUGACUUUUUUUUUUUUUAGUUUGUUUUUUUUCUUUCAUUUUUUUUGGUUAUUAAUGAACAAUGCUGCUUUCUGGGGCUGAUGGGAGGGAGAACCACAUGGUUUUUGGGUCUUGAAACAAAUAAAUGUCUCUAUGUUGUAUCCUAUGAAUUGGAAGCUUUUGAAUCUCUGUAUGAACUUACAGCCAAAUGUUUCUGGUGACAAAAAGUAAAAAAAUGGUUGCAAUUCUGG
Centropristis striata (black sea bass) is the source of this 5183-nucleotide messenger RNA. Its product is annotated as pro-neuregulin-3, membrane-bound isoform. The record is from RefSeq and is a predicted model, not a curated record. Bases 1755 to 3923 code for a protein of 722 amino acids. Gene Ontology annotation, molecular function: chemorepellent activity. Gene Ontology annotation, biological process: animal organ development; intracellular signal transduction; nervous system development. NCBI's taxonomy places the organism in Eukaryota, Metazoa, Chordata, Actinopteri, Perciformes, Serranidae. The transcript is spliced from 9 exons.